Molecule: messenger RNA, 1117 nt
Organism: Neltuma alba
Lineage: Eukaryota; Viridiplantae; Streptophyta; Magnoliopsida; Fabales; Fabaceae
Product: 6,7-dimethyl-8-ribityllumazine synthase, chloroplastic
Exons: 9
Coding region: 123-818 (231 amino acids)
Biological process (GO): riboflavin biosynthetic process
Cellular component (GO): riboflavin synthase complex; intracellular anatomical structure
Molecular function (GO): 6,7-dimethyl-8-ribityllumazine synthase activity
Source: RefSeq, a predicted model, not a curated record
AACACAAGCAUUCCACAGUCGGUCGAAGCUCGCUCGCCAUUAGCGCUGUCCGCCCUCGUCAACCCUGUGCCCAGCAAGCAUUCAAAAAGGUACAUACAUCGUUAUUGAGGACAGUGCUUGGAAUGGCUUUGUUUGUUUUCACUGGUUCCUUCAUUCAUGUUGAUCAGCCCCAGCUUGGAUUUCUGCCCCAUUCUGGUCCCAUUCACUCAUGUGAUAGUACCAACAACCUGCAUACGUACAGGGGACCUCAAAGACAAAGUCAACUUUCAUUUUCACAUUCAUCAGGAAUAGUGCCUCUUGUUGCUGUUCACAGAAAGCGUCGAUCAUCUCUUGCUCCAACUGCUGCUGUACGCCAUUUGACUGGUUCAGUGACAAGAACCCAAGGACUUCGUUUUGCUGUGGUUGUUGCCCGGUUUAAUGAAAUUGUCACUAAGCAGCUCUUGGAGGGAGCUCUGAAUACUUUCAAGAACUAUUCGGUUGAAGAUGAGGAUAUUGAUGUUGUGUGGGUUCCAGGUUGUUUUGAGAUUGGUGUUGUUGCAGAAAGACUGGGUAAAUCACAGAAAUAUAAUGCAAUCUUAUGCAUAGGAGCUGUGGUAAGAGGUGAUACUACCCACUAUGACGCAGUUGCAAAUUCGGCAGCAUCUGGUGUGCUUUCAGCUGGUCUACAUUCAGGAGUUCCUUGCAUAUUUGGUGUCCUGACCUGUGACGAUAUGGAUCAAGCUCUAAAUCGAGCUGGUGGUAAAUCUGGAAAUAAGGGAGCAGAGGCUGCAUUGACAGCUAUUGAGAUGGCUUCUUUGAUGGAGCACCAUUUGAAGUAGUGCUUGCACCAUCCAGACAACACGUUGAAAGAAUUUCUGUAAGCUCAGGGACAGCGAAUGAAAUAUCUGUAAGUUAAAUGAUCGUUUUAACAAUAAAGGAAACCAUCUGGGCAUGGUUGUGGAAUAGUGAGAAAUGAAAUGGGCUAGUUUAAAGCCCUGCAGAAUAUUUUCAGGAGUGGUUUUUUUUGUUUAUUUUCAACAAUCGAACUUUUCUUUUGGUUAUUUUGUUGCAUCUUCCCCUUUUUAUGUCACGCUAAGAUGGGAUAUUUUUUCCUGUGCAAUGGAAGGAAUUUGAGAAA